AUGGUUUGUGUGAGGUGCAAUACGUCUCAAGCCAUAGUCAUCCGAGCCAAGGACAGGGCCAAGGUCUGCAAGUCUUGUUUCUUUGAGGGAUUUGAGGUAGAUGUUCAUGAAACUAUAGUUUCCUCUGGAAUGUUCAGAAAAGGAGAUAAGGUUGGGAUUGGGAUGAGUGGAGGAAAAGAUAGUACAGUUCUAGCUUAUGUAUUGGAUUUGCUCAAUAAAAGGCAUGGAUAUGGGGUAGAGCUUGUAUUGCUUGGUGUUGAUGAAGGAAUAACAGGAUACAGGGACCAGUCGAUUAUGUCUGUAUGUAAGAAUAGCUCUAGGCUUGGGCUGAAGCUUAAGAUAGUGUCAUUUGAAGAAACAUUUGGAACAACGAUGGAUAAGGUUGUUCGAAAAGUAGGAAGGAGAGGUAACUGCACGUACUGUGGAGUAUUUCGUCGGCAAGCACUUGAAGAUGCAGCAAGAAAGAUGGGGGUUGACGUAAUAGUGACGGGGCAUAAUGCAGAUGAUAUGGCUGAGACUGUCUUGCUUAAUAUUGUCCGAGGAGAUAUUUCCAGGCUUAGAAGAUGCACUUUAGCAAGAACAAAACCACAAAGGAGCGAGGAUGGAAGAAUGAUUUCUCUUUCCAGACUGAAACCAUUUAAACACAUCUAUCAAAAAGAGAUAGUGCUCUAUGCUUUUCAUAAGAAGCUGGAAUAUUUUUCCACAGAGUGUACAUACUCUCCGGGAGCAUCUCGAGGGGACCUGAGAGUAUUGAUGAAACAACUAGAAAGAGAAGACCCAAAAGUGAUAUUAGAUGUAAUAAGAAGUGGAGACAUAAUUCAGCAGGAGGAUUCCACACACAGAUCACCUAUACCAUGUGUUUUGUGUGGGCAUUCAACAUCCUCUCGCGAUGCUAUAUGCAAUGGAUGUACACUGGUACGAAGGCUGAAACAAUGCAAGAUCUGA
Molecule: messenger RNA, 945 nt
Organism: Encephalitozoon romaleae SJ-2008
Lineage: Eukaryota; Fungi; Microsporidia; Unikaryonidae
Product: Adenine nucleotide alpha hydrolase
Exons: 1
Coding region: 1-945 (314 amino acids)
Biological process (GO): tRNA wobble position uridine thiolation
Cellular component (GO): cytosolic tRNA wobble base thiouridylase complex; mitochondrion
Molecular function (GO): tRNA binding
Source: RefSeq, a predicted model, not a curated record